Messenger RNA from Trichogramma pretiosum, 2511 nucleotides. RefSeq lists its product as uncharacterized. Gene Ontology annotation, biological process: mRNA 3'-end processing; mitochondrial mRNA polyadenylation. The transcript has 3 exons. Gene Ontology annotation, molecular function: poly(A) RNA polymerase activity. Lineage: Eukaryota; Metazoa; Arthropoda; Insecta; Hymenoptera; Trichogrammatidae. The record is from RefSeq and is a predicted model, not a curated record. The coding region runs from base 95 to 2089 and encodes 664 amino acids.
UGUAAAUAAGGAACAUUAUAAAUCUUGUGAAAUUGUGGAUGAAAUAAUAAUUUCUCAAAUAGAAUCAUAUGAAACUCAAUCUGAAGAAAAAAUAAUGAACAAAGAGAUAGAAACUAGUGAGGAAGAAAGUGAAAAAUUAGAGGUAUUUGAAUCAGCAUCAACAAGCAAAGAAUCUGAAGACGAUGAGCUUGAUGAGCUUAUAAAAAAUUUGAAUGAACUUCAAUUAAAUAAAAGAAAAAUAAAUAGGUUUGUUCCUGUACAUAAAAGAGAAUCAAAGUUGUCUAAGAAAAAGAUGGAUAAAGUUUCAAAAUUUACUCAAAAUAUUUUAAAAAGCGGUACACAAUAUAUAGACUUUUGUAUUAAACAGAGUAAAAAAUAUAUAUACAAUAUCAGUAGCAGCAAACUAGCUCAUAUAAACUUGAACAUGAAUUUCAUAAUUAAAACUGAUGAUAACCAGUUCUGUUUGCUCUGCAACAAUCAAUUUUCCAGUGAAUCAUAUUUUAUUAUGGAACAUAUUUUUGGUAAAGAACACAUUGAAAAUAUGCAGAAACAGAAUAGCAGCGUGAUGAAAACAGAAAAUGCAUCCAACAUAUCUGAUGAUAAUUUAAAAUUAAUUGCUAUACCUUAUAUUUUAAAAACUACAAAUGAAUCUUUUCACUGUCAUGCUUGCAAGAAUGAUAUUACAGAGCACAAGGUUUUUGAUCAUUCUCUAAAUCAGUAUCAUAUACUAAAAUGCAGGGAUUUGAAAAAUAAUGCUAGUGAUACUCUUAAGAAAAUCAUUGCUCUCUUGAAAGAUACAUGGUACUACACUCAAUUUUUUGCUUGUACAGUGUGUGAAGUGGAAUACCAAAUGGAGAUUGAUUUUGUCGAACAUUUAAAAAAUAAAAAACAUUGUAUAGAAGUAGAAAAAUGUAUUGCAAAAGGUGACAUACUAGAGUUUCAUAUAUGUUUUGCAUGUGUCACAUGCAUUUAUGGAGAUAUCAGUAAAUAUUAUGAUCAUUGUGAAGAUAUUUUUCAUAAACGAUACCUAACAAAGGGUGACUACAAGAUUUCAAAAAUGAUGCCUCCCUUAAUAGGUUUAUUAAAUGAAAUAGAAGAUAAAAAGCAAAAAAUAUUGAAUGAAUCAGAUUCAAUUAUUUUAGAAAGCCCAAAAGAAAGAAGUUUAUUAAAAGCUGUUGAAAAAGUUGUUGAAAGUGUUUAUCCUACUGCUACGGCAUAUAAAUUUGGUUCAAGAUGUUCUUAUACAGCUCUCUCUAAUAGUGAUGUAGAUAUUUUUUUAGACUGUGAUGAUAUGUAUAACAAAAAUUUCAAUGCUGAAUCAUGUAAAAAAUAUUUAUCAUCAGUGAAAGAAUGUUUUGAAAAUCAUAAAGAUAUAUGGUAUAUAGAAGAAGUAUUGUAUGAUACAAGGGUCCCUAUUAUCAAACUACGGCAUUAUCCUACUGAUUUUAAGUGUGAUAUUUCUUUUUCAAAUGGUCUGGCUCAUAGAAAAUCUAAACUUGUUAGAUAUUACAAUGAUGCUUACGGAAUUUGUAGGGAGCUUAUUUUAUAUCUUAAAAAAUGGGUGACUUUUUCACAAUUAUCAGGCUCAGAAGGUAUUUCAACUUUCACUGUAUCAUGGCUAGUCAUUUUUUACUUACAAUUCAUAGGUGUAUUUCCAAGUGUAUAUGAGUUAAUAAAGAGUCAAACUCGUUCAAUGAUUAUUGAUGGUUGGGAAUGUGGAUACAAAGAAUAUUUUGAUGCCAAGCCUAAUAAAUUUAGUUUUGUUGAACAUCUUGUUGGACUUUUUACCUUUUAUGCCCAAUUUGAUUAUCAGAAGUAUGUUAUUUGUCCAUAUUUGGGUUCAAUAAUAGAGAAAGAAAAGUUUGCUACCGGAGAAUUACCUUCAGAGCUUACAGCUAUUCUGAGUGAAAGAAAAAAAGAGGCUGUAUCACUUUUCCGCUUUGAUUCUCCAAUGUGCAUGCAGGAUCCAACAGAUCUUUCUGAAAAUUCGACAAAAGCUCUUAGAAAACGUCAACUUAGAUGUUUCAGAGAAUAUUGCUCAUCAAGUGUUGAAAUAAUUAUAUCUGAACAUCAAGACAAAUGUUUAUAAUGCUCUUAUUUUUAAAAUACCAAGACAAAAAUUCAUGAUGUAUUACCUAAAUGCAAUCAUUCUGAUGAUAUCACUUUUAGUGUUCAAAAUGUUUAUGAAACUUUGACUUAAAUUUUUUGGAAAAAAAAUCCAAGGUGCUAUUUUCAUUUCUAAUUACUCACUGAUAUGUAUAAAGUGUAUGCUAACUUAAUAAACAUUUUAAAAUAAUUUAUUAUAAAAAACUAAAUCUCGAUAAUCAUUGAAUUUGCUGAAAGUUAAUCUUAAAAUAAUAAUGUGAGACGAAAAAAAAAUUAAAGUAAUAAAAGUUGUUUAUUUUGAGACUAUAUCUAGUAUACAAUUUUUUUUCUUUAUAAGUAAGUGCCAAUUACGAAUAAUAAUACCUGCAACAGUUCAAAAACUAUUUUUUAAUACUUGGAUGGAUC